This is a messenger RNA of Malania oleifera, 1746 nucleotides long. RefSeq lists its product as uncharacterized. The record is from RefSeq and is a predicted model, not a curated record. Lineage: Eukaryota; Viridiplantae; Streptophyta; Magnoliopsida; Santalales; Ximeniaceae. The transcript is spliced from 6 exons. Bases 282 to 1259 code for a protein of 325 amino acids. Gene Ontology annotation, molecular function: oxidoreductase activity.
GAGUUGUACAUGACUUUGAUUCAUUUAUUAAUGAAUCGAGAAAUGGAUUUAGCCAAAGCUCUAGCUAGAGUUAUUUUUUAUUUUUUUAUUUUUGAUAUUCCUGAUUUUAAUUUUUUAUUUUAAUUUUAAUUUUUUGGUUUUCCUAAUUAUAAUUUUUUAUUUUGCGAUCUGCACUCUGGUUCUCUCCGAAGCAAACUGCAACCAACAUCGCUCCCGUCCUCCCUCUUCACAGGCACAGUCAACGGCCACAGUUCUCCGGCGACUCCGACCAGGCACCAACAAUGAAAGCUAUAGUGAUAGCAAGCUUGGGAGGACCCGAAGUUCUUCAGCUGCAAGAAGUCGCAGACCCAGACCUCAACGACCACGAAGUUCUGAUCAAGGUCGAGGCCACAGCCCUCAACCGAGCCGACACGCUGCAGAGGAAGGGCUUCCAUCCUCCCCCAAAAGGCGCCAGUCCGUACCCUGGUCUCGAAUGUUCUGGAACUAUUGAAGCCGUCGGCAAGAACGUCACUCGGUGGAAAAUCGGCGACCAGGUUUGUGCUCUUCUUAGUGGAGGAGGUUAUGCUGAAAAAGUAGCUGUUCCUGCUGGGCAAGUUCUUCCUGUUCCAACUGGUGUUAAUCUGAAAGAUGCUGCUAGUUUCCCUGAGGUGGCGUGCACUGUUUGGUCAACUGUUUUUAUGAUGAGUCACUUAUCUGCGGGGGAAACAUUCUUGAUUCAUGGGGGCUCUAGUGGAAUUGGUACUUUUGCAAUUCAGAUAGCCAAAUACAAUGGAGCAAGGGUAUUCAUCACUGCAGGCAAUGAAGAGAAACUAUCUGUUUGCAAAGAGCUUGGAGCAGACGUGUGCAUCAAUUACAAAACAGAAGAUUUUGUUGCAAGAGUGAAGCAAGAGACAGGAGGGAGAGGUGUUGAUGUUAUUCUGGAUAAUGUUGGUGGGCCCUACUUCCAGCGGAACCUUGACUGUUUAAAUGUUGAUGGGCGGCUUUUUAUCAUUGGCUUCCAGGGUGGAACAGUCACUGAGGUGAAUCUCUCGUGUUUGCUUGCAAGGCGCCUCACUGUGCAAGCGGCUGGCUUGCGAAACCGAAGCCCAGAAAACAAAGCGCAAAUUGUAACUGAGGUUGAGAAAAAUGUGUGGCCAGCGAUAGAGGCAGGCAAGGUGAAGCCUGUGCUGUACAAAUCCUUCCCAUUGUCUGAAGCAGCGGAAGCUCAACAGCUCUUGGAAAGCAGCCAGCAUAUUGGAAAAAUUCUUCUUCUUCCAUGAUUCCAGUGUCUCACAAGAUGAAGGGUUUUAUGCCUUCAAAAGUUGAUCUCCUCGUAUGGAUCUACUUUGUGAUGUCAUUAAUGAUCAACUGUGUUUAUAUGGAAAUGUACAUUGUUUAAGUGUUUGAAUAAAUGAGUUUGUUGUAAGACCAUGAAAAGUUUUUAGGUGUAUACUGUUAUAGACUUGGACUAGAAAAAUGUGUGGCCAGCGAUAGAGGCAGGCAAGGUGAAGCCUGUGCUGUACAAAUCGUUCCCAUUGUCUGAAGCAGCGGAAGCUCAACAGCUCUUGGAAAGCAGCCAGCAUAUUGGAAAAAUUCUUCUUCUUCCAUGAUUCCAGUGUCUCACAAGAUGAAGGGUUUUAUGCCUUCAAAAGUUGAUCUCCUCGUAUGGAUCUACUUUGUGAUGUCAUUAAUGAUCAACUGUGUUUAUAUGGAAAUGUACAUUGUUUAAGUGUUUGAAUAAAUGAGUUUGUUGUAAGACCAUAAAAA